Molecule: messenger RNA, 315 nt
Organism: Zingiber officinale
Lineage: Eukaryota; Viridiplantae; Streptophyta; Magnoliopsida; Zingiberales; Zingiberaceae
Product: non-specific lipid-transfer protein EPAD1-like
Exons: 1
Coding region: 1-315 (104 amino acids)
Source: RefSeq, a predicted model, not a curated record
AUGCUGUCGGCCGUCGCCGGCGACCACCGUCGACGACCACCGUCGACGACCACCGCCGCCCGUCGCGAAGACCACCGCCGCCCGCCGCGAAGACCACCGCCGCCCGCCGCCGGCGACCACCGCCGCCCGCCGCCGGCGACCACCGCCGCCGGCGACCACCGCCGCCGGCGACCACCGCCGCCCGCCGCCCCCGUCACUGCGGGCAACUGUCGUCGGCCGCCUCUGCCGUCGUCGCCGGCGGUCAUCGCCGUCGUCGAUUACCGAUGGCGGUCGUCGGCAGAGGAGGCCAACGACGACGGUCGUUGGUUGCCGUAA